UGGUGACAGAAAAACCGGAAAUACGUCAGAAAAGCGCGCCGUUGUUUGCCUUUAGAGCCCUGAAGGAUCAGAUUAAAAGUUUGUUUUAGUUGUUGGGGUUUUUUUUUAUCAUUUAUUUAUUUAUCUAUUUAUUUAUUUUUGCUUUCUAUUAUAUUGGUAGUUGCUAAUCUCAAUAACAUUUAUAUUUCAGUCUAAGACCGCAGGCAGAAAAUAUGUAGCUAAUGAAGCUACAUCUAAACAAUUCAUUACUUGUUUAUGUUUUUGCUAGCUAGCUAGUCACGAACAAGCUAAUAUCAGUGUUUACAACCACUAGCCAGCUAAGUUUUCCAAACAACGAUACCCAAUUUACGGGCAUAAUUUCGCCUUAAUUUGUACAUUAUAUAAAUAUAGCCAUGUCGUGCACCCUGGAAAAGGUGUUGUCUGAUGCCCGGACUUUGCUGGAGCGAUUAAAAGAGCACGACAAUGCAGCCGAGAGUCUUAUCGAGCAGUCCAGUUCUCUCAACCAGAGAAUACACUGCAUGAAGGAAGUCGGAAAUGCUCUUCCUGACAAGUACAUGGAGACAGUUCCAGGAUAUCAGGAGCUGUCCAAAUCCAAACCGCAUAUUCUCCUGACCCAGGAGAACACCCAAAUCAAGGAACUUCAGCAAGAAAACAAAGAGCUUUGGCUUUCUUUAGAAGAGCACCAGUACGCUCUGGAAUUGAUCAUGGGCCGAUAUCGGAAACAAAUGCUGCAGCUGAUGAUGAAAAAGAAGGAGAUGGAUACCAGGCCUGUGCUCAGCCUUCAUGAGGAUCAUGCCAAAGAGGUGCAGAGCCAAAUGGAGCGGAUUUGUGAAAUGGGCCAGGUGAUGCGCAGAGCAGUACAGGUGGAUGACCAGCACUACUGCUCUGUGAAAGAGAAACUGGCUCAGCUGGAGAUUGAAAACAAGGAGCUGCAUGACCUCUUGGCCAUCAGUAAGAAUAUGUUGAAACCACAGCGAGAACAGGUGAGCCACCCUGACGCAGAGCCCAAGCCCAAAGUUAUUGACAAGGAGUGAUGCCGUCUGAAGACAUGAAACGUUGCUCUGCUUUAUGGCUACAGUUUAGUGCAAUGUCUGUCGUACCCUCUCAGGUCUCUUGGUGUACAUGUUUGUUGUGGCUUUUUGGUGUUGCUGACUGGUCUCAGUGUAACCUGGUCUCUUUUUACCCACUGAAUAGAGUUGUAGAGGGAAAGUUGCUUUCUGUUUCUCUCAGGAAAGGCUUACAGUCUCAGUUUGUCUGUUUAAACAGAAGAUAAAUCUAUGGAAAAUUGAAAUACUCAUGCAACAUGUUUAUAUAGGCCUUCAAAAUUAACCUCAACAUAGAGUGCCUUGCAAAAGGAUUUAAAUUUCCUACACAUUGUAAUGCAUUGACAUGGAAACAAAAGUGGUCAUGCUGAUUAUAAACAAUAGUUUGUUUUUAAACUGAAUCCUUAAUGAAUUUUAUUCUGUCCAGUGCACUCUUGACAAUCCUGUUGGCAUUUUGACUACAAAAUUAAAUUUUCAUGAUUCCACCCACAUAUGUUUUGGAAAGGAGGAGAGAGAAGCUAAUUUUGUAAGGAAACACAAAGGUUAGUGAGAUUCGUGACCUAGGAUGGCAGUAAACUAGUCACUUGAAGAAGUAAUCAAAAAGCUCUCUAAGAGCUCUUUGUGAACACAUCAUACAUUAAUGAAACAGUUUGAUUCCUCUACUCAGCAUAGCAGGGGAUUGAAUGUUUGCAGAAGUGCAAAAGUGCACUCAUUUUUAUUCAGCAUAACCUUGUGUGUUUACCCUUAAAUAUGUUUUAAAUAUAAAAGUUUCUGGAUGGUUAAAUACUUUUGCAAGACACUAAUUCAUUUUGUUGUUUUUUUGUGUGUCUUAUUCCUAUUAGUUAUGUAACCUUGUGUCUGAAUGACAUGCAGUAGCCUUUAUUCAAAUAAAUACAUUUCCUCUAUUUCAUUUACAGGUUGGGUAAAAUCUUUGGCCACAUAAAUUCCAUAGACUUCAUGUUUGUGUACAGGUUUUUUGUUCUGUGUUUCAGUGUUCGCUUCAUCAAGCACAAUUUUUCUUUUGUUUUUGUUUUUUUUGUUUAUUAUAAUAUGAACCUUUUGGUUUUAAAUAAUCCAAAAUAUGGAUUUGGGGUUAAAAAUGGUGCUGGUUGUCCAGACAGUGGUUUAUUUAUAAUGAUGAGUAUGAACUAAAAAACAUUAUUUGUUCAAAGAUCACGAACAAAGCUUUUAGUGCUGUGCAUGUCCUUGUAUUAUUAGGUUGUUGCAUUUUAUUGUCUUUAUCUGUCUUUUUUUU
Ictalurus furcatus (blue catfish) is the source of this 2298-nucleotide messenger RNA. It is a transcript of the gene sike1, whose product is annotated as suppressor of IKBKE 1. The coding region runs from base 393 to 1034 and encodes 213 amino acids. The record is from RefSeq and is a predicted model, not a curated record. NCBI's taxonomy places the organism in Eukaryota, Metazoa, Chordata, Actinopteri, Siluriformes, Ictaluridae. The transcript is spliced from 5 exons.